CUCUUUCGUUUGAAGUCUAUUUCAUUUUCCCGCAGAAAAUAGGGUGUCGAAUCUGUUCUAUAACCUCCGUUAUAUUUAUCACUAUUUAAAGAUCGAAGAUGUAUCUUUUAUGAUAAUUGUGGAUUAAUUCGUGUAAGGAUUGUUCUAAGUGAUGUUGUGUAAGAUCAUUUGUGUUCUUGCGAUAAUUCUGUAGCGUUUUUAAAAAUUAAACAUGGCCUCGAAUCGAGGAAUUCAGAUUGGAUCCGCGUGGUUUCAACGGAAGCUUAACUUAAGACCGCAACACAGGGGCGUGCACCUCGUCACCGAGGAGAUCCUAAAGCAGGUGCCCGAAUUGUCACAGUUUGCGGUCGGUCUCUGCCACAUCCAAAUAAUGCAUACAUCGGCUAGCCUUGCACUUAACGAGAGCUGGGAUCCCGACGUCAGAGACGAUAUGGAAAUGAUGCUCAACAAAAUAGUGCCAGAAGGUCUCCCUUACCGCCACUCGUGCGAAGGUCCCGACGAUAUGCCCGCCCACGUCAAAGCCUGUUUCCUAGGUUCGUCGCUGACGAUUCCAAUCACAGAUGGAAAAUUGAAUUUAGGCACAUGGCAAGGCGUUUGGUUGUGUGAACAUAGGAACCAUGCUGGUAGCAGAAAGGUGGUGGUGACGCUGUCGGGCUGCCCGCGCGACUCGCCGCUGUCGCCGGUGUCGGCCGCGUCGUGCUCCAGUUAGGAGCGGGGGGGGG
This is a messenger RNA of Melitaea cinxia (Glanville fritillary), 722 nucleotides long. Its product is annotated as UPF0047 protein YjbQ. NCBI's taxonomy places the organism in Eukaryota, Metazoa, Arthropoda, Insecta, Lepidoptera, Nymphalidae. The record is from RefSeq and is a predicted model, not a curated record. The transcript is spliced from 4 exons. The coding region runs from base 212 to 709 and encodes 165 amino acids.